Molecule: messenger RNA, 2451 nt
Organism: Indicator indicator
Lineage: Eukaryota; Metazoa; Chordata; Aves; Piciformes; Indicatoridae
Gene: IL12RB1
Product: interleukin 12 receptor subunit beta 1
Molecular function (GO): protein binding
Source: RefSeq, a predicted model, not a curated record
AUGCCGGUGCCCGCUGCUUGCCUGCCUCACUGGGGCUUUGUGUACGGCCGGGAGGGGCAAACUGUGCUGGGGAUGGGGACAAGAGCCUGGUUUCAGCAAUUGCCAGGCACACGCUACCGGGCACCUGAACAAGCCCAGCCCUGGAGCAGCCUCCCGAGACUCGCCCGGUCACGGCACGAGGGGGACCAAAACCACGCCAAGAGCUCAGCCGAAGGCCCCCAAGCUCCCGGCCUCUCCCGGGCUUACAUUGCACUUCUCAGCGGGCCAUGGGGGCAGGGCCGGCUCCUGCUCUAUCCCGGCCUUGCCCAACCCACUGGGUUUUGGGGUGUGGGAUCCCCCCAGCCGCUGCCCUCUCCUGUAGGCACUGCCAUGGCCCCUGGAUUCUCCUGCUGGAAGCAGUGCCAGUCCCGCUCCCGCCCAUUCCUCUGCUCCUGGCCACCCCUAGGCCCCACCGGCAACACCUCCUACCUGCUGACCUUCUGCUACAUGCCACCCAGGCCGUGCCAGAAGUUCAAGGUGGGCACAAGCACAACAUACAUCCUGAGUGAGCGUCGCGUUUAUGUCUUGACCAAUGUCACUGCCUGGGUGGAGGCACGCUGGGGGCACCAUGUUCACAGGACCCCCAACAUCACCCUGUACCUCAACGAGGCUGUCAAGCUGGAUCCACCUCCCUCUGGGAUGUCCUUCAACAAGACUGGUGGGCAGCUAUGGCUGCAGGUGCCAGGGGCACCGUGCUACCGCAGGCACCAGCCACUGCAGCGGGAGGCUCGCUUCCGGAGCCUGGGCAACCGAGGCUGGAUACAGGUGAUGUGCGAGACAGUGAUGGGCAAGGAUGACUCAGUGACCUGUGCCCUGGGGCAGAAUGGUGCCUUUGAGGUCCAGCUCCGACACAAGCCCCAUCACUGGAGCAGCUACUGGAGCAAUUGGAGCAACUCCAUCUUUGUUCCCGAGGAAAUCCGGGCGAGCCCUGUGCUGAGCUACCAGCUGGGGAAACUGGGGAGAGCUGGGCAGCGCGUGCUGAGGCUAGGCUGGCAGCAAACCCCCAAGGAGCAGGGAGAUGUCACCUACACACUGCGUGCGCACAUGCUAGCGUGCCACUGCACCGAGCUGGUUGAGGAGGAGGUCGUGGUGCUGAGGAGGGAGGUGACAAUGCACAACCUCACCCUGUCCGGGGCCGAGUAUCAAAUCCUGCUGAUGGCUGCCAAUGCUGCUGGACCGGGCCCCCCACAGCAGCUCCAUGUGCCAGCAGAGCAGCAUGCAGAUUUUGGCUUCGAGGACAUCAGUGUGGCUGGCGGCACCAUCGUGGCACGGUGGGAGGCACCGAGCCCUGGCUCUGUCUACUGCUUUGAGCAGCAGGUGCUGCAUGGCGACCCCAAGCAAGGCACCUGCAUCCAGCAGGAUUUCCCAUCUGGGAGCAUCCACGUGGAGAGAGGAGCGCUGCAGGUGCCUGCGUGUCACCGCCUGGCUGUGCACGGCUGGGCCCCGCACCAGGGCUGGGCCACCCUCGCCCUGCAGCACCACUACGCCGGCAAUGCCUCACUGGCCGUGCCUAUCCGCAUCAACGCCAGCACCGGGGAUGCCACCACCAUCACCCUGCAGUGGAGCCCACCCCCCCAUGCCACCUGUCCUGGGGCGAUGGCCAAGUACCUCAUCUGCCACAUGGCCAAGGGGGACAAUGUGACGUACGCCGAGGUGGACGCCGUAGUCUCACACCACACCCUGCAGAACCUGCGGCCCGGCACAACCUACAGGGUGGCUGUUCGAGAGGUGACAGAGGAGAGUAGAAGGACCUGUGGCACUUGGUGGCACUUCCGGACCAAGGCACUGGGUCCCCAGGCAGCAGCAUGGAAAUCCAACCUGAAGUACCUAGGCAUCUUACUCAGUCUCCCCACCAUGGCCACCAUCUACCAGCUGAUCAAAAAAAGGGCUCGCCGCCUCCUCUUGCCACCCCUGCCCCAGCCCAUGGGCACCAAAGCCAUCCAGUUCUCCACCAGUGAAAUGAGCCAGGGCCAACCCAGGCCAGGCUUUGUGGAGCCCUCAGAGAGGUUCAGCCCUGCUGAGCUGCUGAUGCCAGAGCCAAAUGCCAGCAAGGAGCUGCCAAUCCCAGAGUUGAAUCCUGACAAGGAGAUGGCUAACAGCAGCACAUGGCGUGGCACACAUCAGCCUGGUCCCACAGCUGAGGAACCAGUGGUGCUGUGCCCACCGGGCUGUGAGCAGGAGCUGCCCUUCGCCUACCGCAGGCAGGAGGUGCUGAGCCCAGAGGCUUUGCCACCACCUGGCAGCGCUGGCUGCAUCAGCCACAUGCCCAGCAAGGAGGAGGAGGAGGAAGAGGAGGGAAGAUGGGGGCUGCAUCAGCCACUGAUUCCUAUCACCCUUCUCAUCUCCAACAAACCCAUCAUCAUCAGGAAUGAGGAAGGAUGGAACCCAUCACAGGAGGAGCUGGUGCCAUAA